This is a messenger RNA of Oreochromis niloticus (Nile tilapia), 2617 nucleotides long. RefSeq names its product glucuronokinase with putative uridyl pyrophosphorylase (gene gkup). Bases 121 to 1671 code for a protein of 516 amino acids. The record is from RefSeq and is a predicted model, not a curated record. The transcript has 18 exons. Gene Ontology annotation, biological process: biosynthetic process. Gene Ontology annotation, molecular function: ATP binding; glucuronokinase activity. Lineage: Eukaryota; Metazoa; Chordata; Actinopteri; Cichliformes; Cichlidae.
UUGAAGGCUCCGCCCGGAAGUGAGCGUCUUUGUGGACACGGUUUAAGCUCAUCGCGUAGACGUUUCCUACACACACGCUCAGUGUUUAAAGGUUUCAGAGGAGCCCCGGGACUGGCCGCGAUGAUCUGUAUCCUGCUGGUAGCCGGUCACGGCACCGUGUUAGAGACCCAGAUUAAGAGUGAUGAAACAGGCCUGUACAGCCACCUGAGCGGGGUACCAAAGGCCUUGCUUCCUGGAAUUGGAGGAAAGAAGAUCCUUGACUUCUGGUGGGAAACUGUCAACAUGCGCCAGCUGUUCACAGAGGUCUAUCUGGUUACCAAUGCUGAUAAGUAUAAGCACUACGAGCGCUGGGCCACAGCUACCGACUUCCCUGUGGAAAAUGUCAUAAAUGACGGCAGUACUACGCUGGAGGAUCGCCUCGGGGCCGUGGCUGACCUGGAGUUGGUCGUGCGGAGCAGGAAGCUGCAGGACGACAUCAUGGUGAUUGCUGGAGACAUGCUGUGUGCAGACCAAAACUUUGACAUUGCUCAAGUUAUUCGCUUCUUCAGGUCAAAGCCCGGAGAGCUGAUCAUAUACUACGAGCUGGAAGAAGGGGAGAAGAGCAGCUCCAGAGGCAUCGUAGAGGUCUGCCCUGAUUCCCACAGGGUAACUCGCUUCUUGGAAAAGCCACAGGAAGGGCGGACGGCGUCCCGGCUGGCCAGCGUGGUGUUUUACUGCAUCCAGAGGGACACGCUGUCCUACAUGUCGGACUUCCUGAACCAACAGCCUCAGACCACGGGCAGGACUUUCGGACAGUUCUGGGAGUGGCUCAUCAGUGAGAAGCAGCGCCACGUGUUUGGUAUGAAGCUUCCUACUGGCUUCCAGCUGAUCGGACAAGUGGGACUGUCAGACUACACCAAGUGGCUCACCCACUACUCCACCAAGCAGCAAGGCAGCCCUGCUAAACCUAUUACAUGCCGGUCAUAUGCCAGGGUGGGACUAAUGGGGAAUCCCUCAGAUGGCUUCAAUGGAAAAACAAUCGCCAUGACCAUCGCUAACUUCUGGGCUGAGGCUACUCUGCUGGACAGCCAGACUUUGGUUUUAGUGCCUCAUCCACUCAACGACCCCACAGAGUUUGGCAGCCUGCAAGAUCUGUUCUGUAUCAGCAGGAAGGAAGGGUACUUGGGGGGUCUUCGACUGCUACAGGCGACAUGUAAGAAGUUUUACCAGUUCUGCUCCAAACAAGGGAUUGCUUUGACGAAGCAGAACUUCACCCUGAAGUACGACACCAACAUUCCCCGACAAGUGGGCCUUGCUGGAAGCAGUGCCAUCGUCUCAGCUACUCUGAAGUGUCUCAUGAAGUUCUACAACAUCACAGAUAAUGAUCUUCCUAAACCAAUCAGAGCCAACUUCAUCCUCAAUGUGGAGACGGAUGAGCUGUUCAUUACUGCUGGGCUGCAGGACCGAGUUGUACAGGUGUACGAAGGCUUAGUGUACAUGGAUUUCAGCAAGGAGUUCAUGGAAGAGCACGGCUUCGGAAGCUACACUCCUAUGGACAUGAGUGAACUUCCACCGUUCUGGCUGGCCUACCUGAGUGACCCCAGUGAUUCUGGCCGUAUCCAUAGCAACAUCCGACAGCGCUGGCUCAGUGGUAUGUUUCCAAAUCAGACGUUACAGGUGCUCAGCAGAUGAAUCCUACUGAUGGUGAUGAUCUCACUGUUUCCUGCUGUACUGGUGCUCUGUCGUCAUCUGCUGUACUUCACCAGUAUCAAUACUGUUUCACCAUCAGCUCAGAAUGAAUGAGUCCAGUUAAGGUGACCAAAACUAGUGACAUUCCCACCACACUCUUAUUUUGGAGUAAUCCCACUAUUUAAACCCAUUUCUAUAAUCAGUGUCAUGUGCCGUUCACUGAAGGGAAAGUCCAUGUUUUCUACAAAUAAACGAACCAAAACCCUCCGAGCUCAGCUCCAGGUAAUCUCAGCUUCAGACCGCUCUGAACACUGUUUGACUUUUUUUGUUCUAAUUGUCUCAGUGUGAUGUCAUAGAGAGGUGAUAUCGCUAAUAUGUUCAUCUCAGACACUAGAAGCUGUGCACACCUGCUGCUUAAUCUUUGUGCCAAUCAAAGUUGGAUUAAGGGGAGCCAAAGCAGCUCGUUUCAGGUGAGGGCCGACCAAUCACACAGAUCCACUGUACAGAAACUGGCUGUAGUUGAAUUGCAGGCACAGCGGGGGAUUCUCACAGGAUCAUCCUCAACGAGUAGAAGUGAACCGAGGGAAACAGUGAAGCUAAUUAACAAGACUAGUCAUGAUUUUUAUCAGACAGCAUGAGUAACGUGUACAAACUGAAAUGAAACAGCAGCUGUAUCCUUAAAAACCGUGCACCCUGUGUUUAAGGCCUUGAUUUCCAAACCAUGGCUCGAUGUAAGCUGCUCAUAUAAAUGCUGCUGCUGCUCACGUCACUGAAAGAUCUUUUAAAAGACAUUGAAUUAUGUCCGUGGUCUGAAUGAACAACAUGUUAAAAACAACCAGAAUAAAACAUUUCAGCAGCAUGAGAGCUCAUCAGUCAGACAGAGCCACCCAUGAAGUCGCUGUCCCAGUGUAAGGAAGAGGACUCCCUUACUACAUUUAUUUAUAUUGUA